Coffea arabica (coffee) is the source of this 3317-nucleotide messenger RNA. RefSeq lists its product as uncharacterized. Gene Ontology annotation, molecular function: histone binding; chromatin binding; RNA polymerase II transcription regulatory region sequence-specific DNA binding. The record is from RefSeq and is a predicted model, not a curated record. Gene Ontology annotation, biological process: positive regulation of transcription by RNA polymerase II. Gene Ontology annotation, cellular component: nucleus. NCBI's taxonomy places the organism in Eukaryota, Viridiplantae, Streptophyta, Magnoliopsida, Gentianales, Rubiaceae.
GAGCUCGCCUAUGCAAUGGAGGCUCAGUCCCAGUUGACUGAACCUCUAGGUCGGACGCGGAGAUCCAAAUCUCUGCCCCAAAACCAACAGUCGCAUCAACCGCUGGACCUCCCUAUUCAUCCCAACCCCUCCAUUCCCGAACCCAAAUCUCCCUCUCCCUCUUCCUCUCCCCGGGCUGCCGUCCGAGUCUUCUAUAAGAGAAGCAAAAAGCACAAAGCUGACGCCGCUAAUAAUUCUCCUCGCGGAGCCCUAGCUUCGGCAGAUUCGCUUACUGAAUUUCAAAUUGACGGCGGCGAUCAAUCGCAGGGCGGAGUUAUGGUUACCACUGAACCCAAUUCGGUGAUUGAAGCGGCGGAGGCUGAGACCGAGGUGGCCAAGGAUUACGACGAGAUGGUCGAGGUUGAGGUUCGACAAGGGCCAAUUGCGUCGUUCGACUUAAGCAGCAAUGGUAACGCUAGGCGGUUCACCCGAUCGGCAUUAAAAGCUACGGUUGUAGAGGUCGAGAUGGAGGAUAAGGGGAUGGCUAAUGGGGACUCGCAAGGGUUUAAGGACGCCUUGGUUUUGGAGUCAGAAUCUGACGAGAAUGGGACUGUAGAUGUCGUCGGUAAGCUGACGUCCAAAAAGAUUGAAAUCAAAGGGAGGCCUACCACAGUGAGGGAGCUAUUCGAGACAGGUCUGCUUGAAGGAUAUCCGGUUUUCUAUAAUGGUGGCAAGAAGGGUAUACCUCUGCGGGGCACCAUUAAGGACUGGGGGAUUUUGUGUUCUUGUAGUUUGUGCAAGGGAGUAACAGUAGUACCGCCCUGUAAAUUUGAAAUCCAUGCGUGUAGAUCGUAUAGACGCGCAACACAGUACAUCUGCCUUGAGAACGGGAAAAGCCUCCUUGAUGUGGUGAAGGAGUGCAGGAGAUCUUCUUUGAAGGGAGUGGAGGAAAUAAUCCAAAGCAUCAUAGGUCCGCUGCCUGUGAAGGAGUCUAUAAGUUGUCAGAAUUGCAAGAGGCUGUUUCUUGCAACUUCUGCUGCUAAGGUGGAUCAGCUCUGUGAUUCCUGCAUCAUAUCUAUAAGAUCGGUAGACAGUAGGAUGCACACUCCAUAUGAGAGAAUCAGGAAAUCAGAUCCAGUUGUGAGAUUAAAAGCGUCUGAAAGUGUUGGUGGGCAAACUGCUUCUCCAAGUAAUCGGCGAGGGAGGAAAAAGAGAAAGUUCUCAGAAAUGGCUACUGAGAAGAAGACAUCACCUAAGUCUUCUGGAUACGUAUCAUCCAAAAAGAACUGCCAGUUGAAGAUAACUAAGAAGUUAACUAAUCCUACUUCUGGGAGGAAGUCAAUUGGAAGUGCUGCAAUGGGCAACUCAUUAGAAACUGAAACUGAGGCAAAGAUCUUAAAAAGCUCAUUGAGCCCGGCUGAAUCUCCGAAAUCCUCUAGAAGUGCUUUGGCAUUUGUCUCUCCGCAAUCCAAGAGCCAAUGGAAGAUAACCAAAAAAGAUCAAAGGAUGCAUAGGCUGGUUUUUGAGGAAGGUGGAUUGCCUGACGGAGCUGUACUAAGUUAUUAUUCCCGAGGACAGGAACUACUCACAGGCUAUAAAAAAGGACUAGGAAUUGUCUGUAAUUGCUGCAAGUUUGAGGUCAGUCCAUCAACAUUUGAAGCUCAUGCUGGUUGGGCAUCGAGGAAAAAACCCUAUGGAUACAUUUACACAUCUAAUGGAGUAUCUCUUCAUGAGCUUGCGGUAAAGUUGCUGAGAGGUCGCAAGUGUACUGCUAGUGACAAUGAUGAUUUAUGCACCAUCUGUGCUGAUGGUGGAAAGCUUGUACUUUGUGAUGGAUGCCCAAGGGCAUUUCAUAAAGCGUGUGCUUCCUUGCCAUCAAUUCCUCGUGGUAAAUGGUUCUGCAACUAUUGCCAGAACAUGUUUCAGAGGGAGAGAUUUGUGGAGCACAAUGCCAACGCUGUAGCAGCUGGAAGGAUUCCUGGAAUUGACCCCAUAGAACAGAUUACAAACCGCUGCAUUCGCAUUGUCAAAAACCCAGAAGAUGCUGAAGUUAUUGCAUGCGUGAUAUGCAGAGGUUAUGAUUUCAGCAAGUCUGGUUUUGGUCCUCGUACUGUCAUACUAUGUGAUCAGUGUGAGAAGGAAUAUCAUGUUGGCUGCUUGAAGAAACAGAAGAUGGCGGAUUUAAAGGAAUUACCCAAAGGGAAAUGGUUCUGUUCUGGGGAUUGCAAGAGGAUCUAUUUGGCAUUAACUAACUUGGUAAGUUCUGGAUCAGAGAAAAUACCAGAGUCUUGUUUGGAUGUCAUAAGGAAGAAGCACAUGCUAGAUGGCUCUGAUGUCACUACUGCUUUUGAUGUGAGUUGGAGGCUUCUCAAUGCCAAAAAUGUCAAUCGGGAAACUAAACCAUUACUGUCUGACGCUGUUGGAAUUUUUCAUGAUUGCUUUGACCCUAUUGUUGACUCAGUAACUGGGCGUGACUUUAUUCCAUCUAUGGUUUAUGGAAGGAACAUUCGGGGCCAUGAUUUUAGCGGAAUGUACUGUGCAAUAUUGACAGUCAACUCAAAGGUUGUCUCAGCUGCGAUCUUCCGGAUUUUCGGGCAGGAUAUAGCAGAACUCCCUCUAGUUGCAACUAAAAGUUGCCAUCAAGGCAAGGGAUACUUUCAACUACUGUUUUCCUGUAUCGAGAAAUUGAUGGCAUUUCUGAAGAUCAGAAGUUUAGUGCUUCCAGCUGCUGAUGAAGCAGAAUCAAUAUGGACUGAAAAGUUUGGUUUUAAAAAGAUUUCACAUGAUCAGCUUGUUAAUUACAAGAAGACCUGUUGGCAAAUGAUGAGUUUCAAAGGGACUUCUAUGCUGGAAAAAAUGGUUCCCAAAUGCCGGAUCAAGCAUCAAGAUGGUCAAGCUAAUACCGUUUCUGAUGUUCCCAUACAUUGAUUCAUCAAAAUGGAUCAUCUUCAGCAUUUGACAGAGCUUGUACUGCAGAUAAGAUGCAGCAGGAGUUGAAAUAUGUGCUUGUUUGGGCUUCGGUAACUGGGAUAGACUGAAAAUGGUUGGAUUUUUGAAUCGUAGUAAAUUGAUUUUUAGCAAAGACCAGCUGGUGGGAAUAUUUUUCCCUGCAUGGAGUGGAAUUUUGUUGCUUGUAGAUAAUUUAGAUAAUAGAGAAGGAAAAGAACUCAGCCGCAGUUCCUCCAUGCCAAUUGUGUCCCCUCAGCUCUGAUAAUUGAUUUAUUUUUUUCUCUGCUGGUGGGAUUGGCGGAAGCAUGACUUUCUAACUAGGAUCGUGCAUGUGUAUAAGCUUUAUUGCGUUGCCUAGUAGUAUUAUGUAAAGGUAAUUGAUUAAUACU